This is a messenger RNA of Lachancea dasiensis, 432 nucleotides long. Lineage: Eukaryota; Fungi; Ascomycota; Saccharomycetes; Saccharomycetales; Saccharomycetaceae. The record is from the annotation of a GenBank genome assembly.
AUGAAUUCUCUCAGAUCACUAUCCAGACGGUUGACUCCUUCGAUAUGCCAGCAUGUGAGAUACACUUUAAACUCUCAAAGGCCAACUACAAGUGCCCAAUUUUAUAGGUCUUACGCUCAGUCGUGGGAUGAACGCAAGCCCAACAAAGACAUCAACGCACAUCUACAGGUGCAAAAAUUGCUUGACGAAAUACAAAGCCACCCAAAUGUUGCGGCAAAACUGCGGGAAGUAAGCGAGAUCAUGGUGUCCAAGGGUUUGGCAAACGAGUCAGCCCCACCCGGUCCAUGGCAGGUAGUCAAAAUUUUAACCGACAAAGAUGUAAGAAAGGCAAUGUCCGAGUUCAAAGAAGAGUUGGCAAACUCGGGUAUUGAAGUGGGACCCGAUCAACUGGGACCGUUGAUGACAGUGUUAGGUAUGGAGAAAAAAGAUUAG